AUGGCCACAGGGCUGCAUGAAAAGGCGAGAGAGGAGCUGCUCGGCAUGAUGAUUCGCUUGAGGGAAAAGAAGCAGAGUGCCCAGGAUAUUCAUAUUCGGAAGGACAGCGAACAGAAGAGGCAGGAGUCAGAUGAAGGUGACCUGGAUAAAGAAGUGGAUUCUGAUACUUAUAUUCCUAAGGUCAGCGAACAGGGGAGGCAGGCGUCAGAUGAAGGGAACCUGGAUGAAGAAAUGGAUUCGGUGAUGAUUGUGACAACGCCCCGGAGUAAAGGAGUGAGGUCGAGGAAAGGGAAGCGGGAGGAUACUUAUAUUCCUAAGGUCAGCGAACAGGGGAGGCAGGCGUCAGAUGAAGGGAACCUGGAUGAAGAAAUGGAUUCGGUGAUGAUUGUGACAACGCCCCGGAGUAAAGGAGUGAGGUCGAGGAAAGGGAAGCGGGAGGUCAGCGAACAGAGGAGGCAGGAGUCAGAUGACGGUGACCUGGAUAAAGAAGUGGAUUCUGUGAUGAUUGUGACAACGCCCCGGAGUAAAGAAGAUACUUAUAUUAUUAAGGUCAGCGAACAGGGGAGGCAGGAGUCAGAUGAAGGGGACCUGGAUAAAGAAAUGGAUUCUGUGAUGAUUGUGACAACGCCCCGGAGUAAAGGAGUGAGGUCGAGGAAAAGGAAGCGGGAGGUCAGCGAACAGAGGAGGCAGGAGUCAGAUGACGGUGACCUGGAUAACGAAAUGGAUUCUGCGAUGAUUGUGACAACGCCCCGGAGUAAAGGAGUGAGGUCGAGGAAAUGGAAGCGGGAGGCUAUUUAUAUUCCGAAGGUCAGCGAUCAGAGGAGGCAGGAGUCAGACGAAGGUGACCAGGAUAAAGAAGUGGAUUCUGUGAUCAUUGUGACAACGCCCCGGAGUAAAGGAGUGAGGUCGAGGAAAAGGAAGCGUGAGGACACUUAUAUUCCUAAGGAUAAUUUCAUUCAUAAGGCCAGCGAACAGAGGAGGCAGGAGUCAGAUGAAGGCGACCUGGAAAAAGAAGUGGAUUCUGUGAUGAUUGUGACAACGCCCCGGAGUAAAGGAGUGAGGUCGAGUAAAUGGAAGCGGGUGGAUACUUACAUUCCUAAGGAUAAUUUCAUUCAUAAGGCCAGCGAACAUAGGAGGCAGGAGUCAGAUGAAGGUGACCUGGAUAAAGAAAUGGAUUCUGUGUUGAUUGUGACAACGCCCCGGAGUAAAGGAGUGAGGACGAGGAAAAGGAAGUGGGAGGAUAUUUAUAUUCCGAAGGUCAGCGAACAGAAGAGGCAGGAGUCAGAUGAAGGUGACCUGGAUAAAGAAGUGGAUUCUGUUAUGAUAAUGACAACGCCCCGGAGUAAAGGAAUGAGGUCGAGGAAAUGGAAGUGGGAGGCUAUUUAUAUUCCGAAGGUCAGCGAUCAGAGGAGGCAGGAGUCAGACGAAGGUGACCAGGAUAAAGAAGUGGAUUCUGUGAUCAUUGUGACAACGCCCCGGAGUAAAGGAGUGAGGUCGAGGAAAAGGAAGCGGGAGGACACUUAUAUUCCUAAGGAUAAUUACAUUCAUAAGGCCAGCGAACAGAGGAGGCAGGAGUCAGAUGAAGUUGACCUGGAAAAAGAGGUGGAUUCUGUGAUGAUUGUGACAACGCCCGGGAGUAAAGUAGUGAGGUCGAGUAAAUGGAAGCGGGAGGAUACUUACAUUCCUAAGGUCAGCGAACAGGGGAGGCAGGUGUCAGAUGAAGGGAACCUGGAUAAAGAAAUGGAUUCUGUGUUGAUUGUGACAACGCCCCGGAGUAAAGGAGUCAGGUCGAGGAAAAAGAAGCGGGAGGAUAUUUAUGUUCCGAAGGUCAGCGAACAGAAGAGGCAGGAGUCAGAUGAAGGUGACCUGGAUAAAGAAGUGGAUUCUGUUAUGAUAAUGACAACGCCCCGGAGUAAAGGAAUGAGGUCGAGGAAAUGGAAGCGGGAGGAUAUUUAUAUUCCGAAGGUCAGCGAACAGAAGAGGCAGGAGUCAGAUGAAGGUGACCUGGAUAAAGAAGUGGAUUCUGAUACUUAUAUUCCUAAGGUCAGCGAACAGGGGAGGCAGGCGUCAGACGAAGGGAACCUGGAUGAAGAAAUGGAUUCGGUGAUGAUUGUGACAACGCCCCGGAGUAAAGGAGUGAAGUCGAGGAAAGGGAAACGGGAGGAUACUUAUAUUAUUAAGGUCAGCGAACAGGGGAGGCAGGAGUCAGAUGAAGGGGACCUGGAUAAAGAAAUGGAUUCUGUGAUGAUUGUGACAACGCCCCGGAGUAAAGGAGUGAGGUCGAGGAAAAGGAAGCGUGAGGUCAGCGAACAGAGGAGGCAGGAGUCAGAUGACGGUGACCUGGAUAAAGAAAUAGAUUCUGCGAUGAUUGUGACAACGUCCCGGAGUAAAGUAGCGAGGUCGAGGAAAUGGAAGCGGGAGGCUAUUUAUAUUCCGAAGGUCAGCGAUAAAAGGAGGCAUGAGUCAGACGAAGGUGACCAGGAUAAAGAAGUGGACUCUGUGAUCAUUAGGACAACGCCCCGGAGUAAAGGAGUGAGGUCGAGGAAAAGGAAGCGGGAGGAUACUUAUAUUCCUAAGGUCAGCGAGCAGGGGAGGCAGGAGUCAGAUGAAAGGGACCUGGAUAAAGAAAUGGAUUUUGUGCUGAUUGUGACAACGCCCCGGAGUAACGGAGUGAGGUCGAGGAAAAGGAAGCGGAAGGAUUUUUAUAUUCCUGAGGUCAGCAAACAGGGGAGGCAGGAGUCAAAUGAAGGGGACCUGAUUAAAGAAGUGGAUUCUGUGAUGAUUGUGACAAUUCCCCCGAGUAAAGAAGUGAGGUCGAGUUCUUCGGCAGAGGCGGUCUCAGAGAAGAAUUUGAAAGAGACGGCUUCAUUUGUUCUGGCAAGAUGGAAAAACGACAGCCUACAAAAAUCAGGCACGGUGACCCGAAAAUGGUCCAGAAGCAUAUCAGGGGAUAGAAAAUCGGCCUUGAGGCAGAGAUGGGGUUUUGCCGUGAGCGAGGGCCUAAGAUCUACCAUUGAAUGCAAAGUCUUUGGUGGGAUCAGUCAUGGCGAACCUGUGUGGAAGUCAUUAUCUGUUACACAUAGCGAUGGGUGGAAGCCUCUAGUCAAAGGGUUGCAGAUCGACAACGCUUUCUCAGUGCUGAAGUGUGUGCGCCCUGGCGCUGAUGUCACAUCAUUCACAUCGGUCGCGAUCUCACUUGAUGAUGAUGUUGAUGAUGAUGUUGUUGAUGAUGUUGUUGAUGAUGUUGAUGAUGAUGUUGAUAAUGAUGAUAGUGAUGAUGAUAGUGUUGAUGUUGUUGAUGAUGAUCUUGAUGAUGAUGUUGAUGAUGAUGUUGAUGAUGAUGUUGAUGAGGAUCUUGAUGAAUAUGCUGAUGAUGAUGUUGAUGAUGAUGUCAAUGAUGAUGUUGAUGAUGAUGUUAAUGAUGAUGUUAAUGAUGAUGUUAAUGAUGAUGUUAAUGAUGAUGUUAAUGAUGAUGUUGAUGAUGAUGUUGAUGAUGAUGUUGAUGACGAUGUUGAUGAUGUUGUUGAUGAUGGUGAUGCCGAGGAUGAUGAUGAUGGUUAUAGCAUUAAUGACGUUUGA
Symsagittifera roscoffensis is the source of this 3579-nucleotide messenger RNA. Its product is annotated as trichohyalin-like. The transcript has 27 exons. Bases 1 to 3579 code for a protein of 1192 amino acids. NCBI's taxonomy places the organism in Eukaryota, Metazoa, Xenacoelomorpha, Acoela, Convolutidae. The record is from RefSeq and is a predicted model, not a curated record.